UGUAAAAUAUAAUAUAAUAUUUUUACAGGACUUAAAUCAUUCUCAUUACAAAUGAUUAGUUAUGGCUGAAAAAGAAUGCACACAGAAAAAUACCAGGGAUGUAAUUAAAACUAUGACGUUUAUAUUAUUUUUGACAUUAUUUAUGUUUUAUUGUAUGGGCAAUGAAACGAAAGACGAUUACGAUUGUCGUCAAUUAGAAAAUUCAUCGGUUGCAUUAAAAAAUCAAACUGUAAUACUCGAUGAAAAAGCUUUCAAAAAUGGUUUCACUGUGUGGGAUGACAAUUGCCGCAUUCCUAAUGUCAGUGCUUUCGACGAUUCAGUUAAAAAAUUCGUGAAAAAGGAAAAAUCUCCAAAAUGCUCUUCCCUUCCAUCUGUAACUUCUGUAAUUCUUGAUGUUAAAUCAUGGACGUAUACCCUUAAAAUUAACAAGUUUUACCAAAACAAAGCUGAUUUAAAUAUAUCUUGUUGCUAUUCAUCAAUACACAGAAAAUAUUUAAAAAGCAAACGAUCAUUCAAUGAUGAUGAUCGUUACAC
Messenger RNA from Daktulosphaira vitifoliae (grape phylloxera), 534 nucleotides. RefSeq lists its product as uncharacterized. The transcript has 2 exons. The annotation marks the transcript as partial. The record is from RefSeq and is a predicted model, not a curated record. NCBI's taxonomy places the organism in Eukaryota, Metazoa, Arthropoda, Insecta, Hemiptera, Phylloxeridae.